AUGUUCACAGGACGGCGAGGAACCGCCAGACUAGGCGUGUUCUUGUACCUCGUAGUGCUGGCCGUGACGCUGUACGCAGCGUUCGGCGGCAGCUCGCUCGAGCUCAAGGACGGCCUGCGGCUGAGCCAGUUGGGGAAGCUCACGGAGCGGGACCAGUGGCGGGCGUUCCCCGAUGUGGCCGGCGGCGCCGGCGCACCACCAUCAACACCGCCGCCACCACCGCCGGCCCCGGUGGCACCAGUGAACAUCUGCACCGCCGGGCCGGUCGGCAAGCGCCUGUGCGCCGAGUGGGGCGAGGCAGCCGUGACCCGCCUCGUAGCGUACGGGGGCACGAACCACCGUAUCCGGCGCGCCCUGGCGCGCAUGCGCGCCGGCAAGCCGUUCAGCAUGGGCACGCUCGGCGGGUCCGUGUCGUCGGGGCACGGCAUCCGGAACCAGGGCAACAGUCGGUACGCGCCCAGCAACCUCAACGUGCGCCUCUUCUCGUGGCUCAACGCCACGUUCCCGGCGCCGGGGGGCAGCGCGUUCGAGCCCGCCGAGAAGAGGGACGACGUGAAUGUCUAUGUUAAUGGCGCGGAACCGGCACGCGGCUCGGACUACUUCUCGAUGUGCAGCAGCCUGCACCUCCCCGACGAGCCAGACCUGGUCAUCAUCGAAGUUGCCAUCAACGACCAGGUCGGGACGCAUAACCUUGUCCCCGUCGAGCUGCUGAUACGCCAGAUGCUCGAGCUGCCGAGCCAGCCAGGCGUGCUGGUCUUCAACGUCUUCGGGCUCAUGUUCGAAGCGAUCCAAACGGGCGGCGACCUGACCAUGGGCGUGAGCCAGUUCUACGACGUGCCCACGCUGUCUUUGCGCAACGCGAUGCUGCCGCUCGUCCCGCAGAACAAGUCGCUCAUCCUCGACUGGUUCAACCACGAGAACGACCACCCGGACCGCGAGACGUUCAAGGGCGUCGACCUGCGGCAUCUCGGCAACAUCGGGCACGAGAUCGCAGGCGACAUGAUGGUCGCGUACAUGGAGCUGCAGGUGGCCGAGAUGGACGCGAUCGAGGCGGCCGCGGGGCCCGGGUGGUCCAUUGACAGCCUGUACCCCGCGCCAGCGCUGUUCCCGGGGCUCGUAACGAAGAAGUUUGACCCUGCGCUGGUCCCCCCCGGCCCGCUCAAGCCGACGUGCAUCGCGACAAACUCGGACAAGGCGCCCUUCGAGCCCAAGACCCAGACGGGGUGGCGCAAGUGGGCGUGGAAGGACAAGAAGUACCUGAUUGCCGACGAGCCCGGCGCCGAGUUCGAGUUCGAGGUCGCCGUGUCCCACGGCACCAUCAUCCUCUACUACCUCCGCUCGCGCGAGUUUGGCCUAGGCAACCUCGAGUGUGAUCUUGUGGGCGAGCCACACCGCCGUAAAGUCAUCAAGGGGUACUGGGACCAAAAGUUCAACAUUGGCCAAAGCGACAGGUGGGAUGGGCUCAACCCAGGGACGUACAACCUCAAGUGCACCCUGCUCGACCAGACAGACGACCCCAAGGGCGGCAAGGAGUUUAGACUCAUGGCACUCAUGACCAUCUAG
Messenger RNA from Vanrija pseudolonga, 1563 nucleotides. RefSeq lists its product as uncharacterized. Bases 1 to 1563 code for a protein of 520 amino acids. NCBI's taxonomy places the organism in Eukaryota, Fungi, Basidiomycota, Tremellomycetes, Trichosporonales, Trichosporonaceae. The transcript is spliced from 5 exons. The record is from RefSeq and is a predicted model, not a curated record.